Messenger RNA from Spodoptera litura, 1613 nucleotides. Its product is annotated as tektin-4. NCBI's taxonomy places the organism in Eukaryota, Metazoa, Arthropoda, Insecta, Lepidoptera, Noctuidae. Gene Ontology annotation, biological process: cilium movement involved in cell motility; cilium assembly. The record is from RefSeq and is a predicted model, not a curated record. Gene Ontology annotation, cellular component: microtubule cytoskeleton; nucleus.
UUUCGUCUAAAGUAUUUUUUCUUAUGUAAAAUACAUUUUUACAGUAGACUAGAAUUAUAAAGAAAUCAACCAUGCUGCAACCAACUUCAUUUCCUGACAAAGAACAAUGCCCAACGAAGCAGGAGAUGGCAGCUUAUAAGCUGUCUCAAAAGUCUCCUACUCAUGUUUUGCAAGAAAUAGAAGAAGCCAAGGAGCAACAGCGAGAAAAAAUGGUAACUGUGGAUGCUCCAAAACCGGCUGAAGCUGCAGCUGAUCUAAAGAUGAAACAAGAAGAAAUUAGGCGAACGCGUCCAGAACUUGCAGGAAUAGAUGAUUUCCAUUAUUUACCAAACUUGAAGCCAGGACCAGACGGCAAGGUUGACUGGUCGCCGCUCGGGGACAUGACUGGCACCAGACCGCCCGUUAAUAAAUAUUCCUUAAGUAGAUAUUCGCUUAGUGAGUGGAGAAAACACAACGACUCUGUUUUAAAUCCAGAUAUUAUAAAUGAAUCUAAUAUCGUACAAUAUAAUGCUAAAUCUUCUAUUAUGCAAGCAUUUGGAAAUAUCGAUAAAGAGCAAAACGAAAAUGAGAAACGAUUGAAACAAAAAGCAAAAGAUAUAUUUCGGUGGAAAGUAGAAGUAGAGCGAGCUUGUAGUUCUAUCACUCAAGAAGUCGAAUUGCUAGAAAUCGAUAGGCAACGUCUAAAAGGUGCUUCUAGAGUACUGAUGUUGCCUGAAUCAAUUUCCAAAGAAUGUUUGGAUUUACGUUCAAAUAGAUUAGAACCAGACUUGGUUGCUGAUUUAGCUGAACAAGAGUUAGUCAAAGAAAUGAAACUUGUAAAUGAAGUUAGAGCUACAAUUAAGCAAACUUUAGCUAAAAUAGAAGACCAAUUGGCAGUAAACAAAGCAGCAAAACAUAGAAUAGAGUAUGAUUGGUGUGAUAAAGCUAUGGCCUAUAAUACAGAAUCUAUUAAUUUAAGUCUCAAUACUAAGUCGUCUACAAUAUUGUUUAGACCGGGCUCUACAAGGUUUGGUGAAUUUAGUGCACCUCUAGAAUAUUGGGAAUAUUUCUGUAGAGAAAACGUACAAAAUUGCGAAGCAGCUCGUCAAAACUCUGCUGACUUAAGAGGCAGUUUAGACGCUAUACUAGUGAACAAUGGUCGAAAGUUGCGCAACCAAGCAGAUAGAACUGAUAUGGCAUUGGCAGAAACUGUAGCUAUUACUACAGAACUGUGCACAAAACUUGAAGAGAAUCUGAGAAGUACUCUCCAGAGAAUUGCUGAUAUGGAGGCUUUGAUAGAAGAUUUGCAAGCAUCUGUUAGGAAGAUGGACAAUGCGAUGAAGUUGGCCCAAACUAGACUGGACAAUAGAAAUAAUUGGAGACCUCAUGGUGAAAAUGUUAGAGAUCAGCCGCAUGUCGGUUUGAUAGACGAGGUGAAGAAGAUUCAUGAGACUGUGACGUCACUUCUCGGUCAGCUGAAAAACGCUGAGCGAUUGAGAGCAGGAUUGGUGAACAAAAGAAAUGAAUUAGAAAGAGCUAUAGCAUCGAAGAGGAAGACUCUGAACAUAGACCGAGACCGAUGUGGAGUAGUGCGCUCCCACUAUCCCUCAGCAUCGGAACUUGCUGGAUUUUGA